Molecule: messenger RNA, 3981 nt
Organism: Lymnaea stagnalis (great pond snail)
Lineage: Eukaryota; Metazoa; Mollusca; Gastropoda; Lymnaeidae
Source: the annotation of a GenBank genome assembly
AAUAGUCACGAUGGCUUGGAUUACUGCUCAUCGCAGGACAGUGUGUUCAACUUAGAAAUGGAGGUGAUAACUUCUCGUAAAGAUAAAUCAUUAGGAAGGCUCUGUGACAAGUAAGUGUUAUCAUGUCUAUGGUUUUCUAGUACUCCCUAGAGAUUUCAGGGUUCAAUUAGUGAUGAUGAUAAUUUUGUAACCAUUGAAAUUGAAGUAGAAUUUUAGUUCUUUUUAAGCAAUAAUGAAUAUAUUAUAACUCAACUGGUUAUUUUUUUAAUUAAUUGUGAAGAUGGUGUUAUAGUUUUGUUUCUUAUGCUCUCCUCAUACAUGGGUCAAGUUUUAAGAACAGAAACACAUUAAACUUAACCUCAAUCUUAAUAUAAAAUUACAAUUUUUUUAUUUUGUUUAAAAUGAAAUUUGAGAGAAUACUUUGAUGACACUGGGUGACAGGUUUUAAAGUUGAAAAUCUUGCCAAAUCUCUUUGUUAAAUUCGCCAGCUAUAUUAUAAUCUUUUUGUCUGUGUUCGAAUAAAAAGUGCAAUGGAAACCUACAAUUUUAAGGCCAAAACAAAUAUUUUUGCAUCCAUAAGGAAUUUGUAUGUUAUUAAAAAAAUGAGGAUUAUUAUUUUAAAUUAAGUUUUUUUUCAAAUGAUGUGAAUGUUCCAUUUGUUAUCACCAUGUUUUAUAAUACAGGUUCCUCCAAAAAUACCCAGAGCAUCCAGGAAGCAUAAGAAUUGAUAUAUGUUUGGAUGAAGUAGCCAAAGAUCUAUGUAAGUUUUCUUAUAUUGUUAUUUUAUAAAUAUUGUAUUGGUCUGGUAAAUCAUUUACUGUUAGUGUUUAGUCUAUUCCCUCAGUUAUUGCACUCCUGUGGACUAAGUGUUUCAAUGCAAAAAGUAAACAUGUCGAGUGCUGGGUGGCUGACAGGUCCAGACUGAGCAAAUGUCAAGUUGAUGGUCUGGAGUUCAGUCCACAAAGCCCAGUCAAGCAAAAACAUCACCAGCACCCCGGGUGGAUGGAACUCAUUAACCUUGGAUGGCAACUCAUAUAAGAGAAAGAAACUCUGAUUCAAAUCCGGAGAUGCCCGAAGACGGAUACCAUUGGUACAAUGAAACAAUGCGACAACUCCUGCGACACCACUGGUGCCAAGCUGUUGAGAGAGGCAAUUUGCUGUUGGGAACCAGCUUAUAAUCCUAGAAGAAGAAUUCCAGGCCUUGUGGAUUUCAUCCUACGAAGUCUACACCAUAAUUGUGAUGGACGGAUGCCAACAAAAAAAAGUGAAAUAAUAAUAAUAGGAGGUCGUAUAUAGCGCUGUACCCCAGCCUAGGGCUGGGCUCUCCGCGCUGUACAUAAAAUUUUUUAUCAAAAGAAACAUAAUUAUGACAUUAAAAUAAAAUACAUUUAUGAAACAAAGAACAGCAAUGUAUAUUCACCCACACCACCACAUAAAUCUACUUUGUACAAAAAAGGGAAAUCCGGCAGUCAACACUUAUUCAAAAUUUACUAAUUUAGCGAGUAUAUUUAAUUUAUAAUAAAGUAAUCCUUUUGUUGAUUUUCAGCUGUUGAACGGAGGAGAAUCUAUGAUAUUGUUAAUGUUCUUGAAAGUGUGGAGAUUGUAAGCAGAGCUGCGAAAAAUAAAUAUACAUGGCAUGGAAAGACCAACCUCCCUCAUACACUAGUUAAAUUAAAGGUCUGUAACACUCACAACGUCAAAGAAUUUUUUGUUGUACUUGAUUUAUAAAUUUAAAAAAAAAUUGUUUACUUUAAUGUUUUCUAUUUCAUAAAACAAUCUAAUAGCCAAAUGCUAUAUUUAAAAUAAUUUGACUGCUUAAAAUUUUUUUUUAAAGAUACUUGAAAAUGAAAAAUUUUAAUGUCUCUUUACCACCAAGUUCCAGUAUUUCACAAGAGAUUUUGUCCCACUUCUUGGCCAUGUGUCAAUUUUAAACUUAAAGUGUUGGAAAGAUUUUUUUUAAAAAAAUUUUUAAUUACUCAGAAAAAUUCUAUGACAGCAUUGUUAACAGAUUUGAUGGAUAAGGAUGGAACUUGGUUGUUAAGAAUUGUAUUUUUUUUAUUACCAAAUGUUUUACUUUCACACAAAUAACAGAUGUUUUCUUGUUGCUUUAGAUACUAGCAGAACAAGACAAGAUAGCUGAGCAAAUGUUCAAAAUAAAAGAGCAAGAAAUGGCUUGUAAUUUAGAAGAAUAUGUAAGUCUGACGUCUCCAGUGAAGACACCAACUAAAGUAGAAGAUAAAGAGUCUGAAGCAGGGCAGAAUAGUGGACCCAAAGCAGGUUUGAUUUUAUGAUUUUUUCUGUAAAGGAUUCUUCCCAUUUUAUUAUGCAGUAGGUGCAAGAGAUUUACAGAUUCUGGCAUGAAAUAUUAAUCUGCUGUUGAUGCAAGAGAUGGAUGGGAAAUCUCUGGGAGCAGAGUUUAACCAGGCUAAUACAGUGUGGCCCACAAGUGUAAUACACUUUUUAAUGCAAAUGAAAUAAUCAUGUUUGUUUAAUACAUUUUGAAUAUAUUCACUAUCACACUAGAUAUAAAAAAAAAUGUAAUGUUUGUUUUUAUUUGAAUAAGUUUUUAUUGAAUGCAACAGUUUAAAUUUUAUUCAAAGGCUCUAGUACUUUGAAGCAAGUGGGAAAUAAAACUUAGUUCUAUAAAUUUGCUAAAUUUGUCUCCACAGUUAUGCCAAGGAAAGAUAAAUCUCUUGGUAUUAUGAGUCAGAAGUUUCUCAUGCUGUUUCUUGUUUCAAAAGUAAGUGUUCUAUUAUAAUAAAAUUGUUAUUCUUGUUAAAAUGUGUUGUAUUUACCCUCUUUAUGUCAAUACUUUUUGCCGCCUUUACCCCUACGUCUUCAAACACCUCCCUGUCUUCACACCUCCCUGUCUUCACACCUUCCUGACCUUCACACCUUCCUGACCUCACCUUUCCCUAAAAAAUCUUAUCAGCCCAUGUACUCUUCUAAACUGAUUCUCCCUCAUCACUGAUCCAUUGCUACCAUCUCUCAUAAAUUACUUUCUUACCCUCCAUCCCACUCUUUUCCUUCUUUAUGCUCUCCCUUAGAUCCUUUAUGUUAUUAUUAGUGGUCUUAUAUAGCCCGGUACCCUAGGGCUGGGCUCACUGUUAAUGUUUGUUUUUAUGUGCUUAGGUUUUCCGAUUAUUUACUUGUUUUUUGUUUUUUCCAGCCAAAAACAGUCAAUCUUGAACUGUCUGCAAAAAUUUUAAUUGGGGAUGGAACUGUAUUGAAUGUUGAAGCCUCUAAAUUCAAAAGUAAGCUGAAUCUUUACUGUGUGAAUGCCAUCAUUCUUAUAUUUCAUUAACUAUUUAUUUUAACAUACCAUUGAAUUGACCCUUUUAACAUUAAAAGAAUGUUCUGAAAUGUUUUUUCAGCAAAAAUAAGAAGAUUAUAUGAUAUUGCCAAUAUUUUGACAAGCCUGGGCCUUAUUAAAAAGAUUCAUGUGACAGAAAUACGAGGAAGAAAACCUGCGUUCCAGUAUAUUGGUCCGGAUGUGGAUGAUCUUAACGAAUAUGGCAGUAAGUCAAUUUAAUCUGUUGUCACUAAAAUUCAAUAUUUUCAACUCUUCACAGAACAAAUGUUUUUUGUAAAGAAAACCAAAAUAUUCAGUGAUGCUCAUUAAUUUGUUGUUGAAAUACUUUUCAAUGUAUCCAUUCAUUCUGUUAAAUAUAAAACCCUAUGCUUAGCAGUUAUUAUUGUUUUUUAGGGGCACACAUUUUUGAUUUGAAGUUUUAAAAAUGAUUUAAUGUUACUUGAUAGUGUGCUGCAAUGAUGGAUGUCAUAGGCCAAGUUCUCGCCAUUCUCUAUUGGACUGUGUUAGAAAUAAAAAUGGUACGUUAAAUAUAUUUUCAUUAAGCCCUUAGUCUUUCUGCAAAAUAUACUAUUAAUAAUUUUUAAAUAAUUUUAAAAAACAUUUUUUUCUAUUCUGAUGAAUUUAAUAUUACCUUUCCAGUCCAAACGAUUAUGCACGGAUUUCGUCCG